CUCGCAUUUAUUAUAUAAUUCAAUGACGGUUUAAAAGAAAGGAAUAGUAUAGCAUUUUUAAUCAAAUUCGCUGUCUUCUUUUUCUAUUUAUCUUCUUAUUCUUGUAAUCAAAAGAUAUUAAGAAUGUUUUGUUGCUGUCAAGUAACUUAGGUUAGAAUUGUACUAUCAGUAUAUGUCAGUAUGGCUGUGUUCGGGGAGCUCACUAUCAGCGCUAAAACUCUAUAGUCAUGUCACCUGUCACGUAUACUAUAGAUUUUCAGCGCUACAUAGCGCUAAUAGCGUCUCCCCGAACGCACCCAUGAAAACAGUUUCCCCAAGUUGUCGGCGCUUUCUUCUCAAAAAUGAAAUAGAAAAUGGCGCGAAGGAAAUUGCAAAGAAUCGCCACUGUGCAUCAACUGGUGAUGUGACGCAAUGGUGCAACCAAGGAUCUGCGAUGAUUGUAAUUAAAAAUAUUGUAUGAAUCUUUGAAAGAAUCUUUGAAAGAUGUUAUAUCUCGGGACAUCGCUCUCCAAAACGCUUCGCAAUGCACUGUUAGGUGUAUUAUUUAUACUAUUCUUCUGUGAAUAUCUCAUAUAUUAUGUAGUACUUAUACAGUGUGGCUGGCCUAUCCUGGAAGCUCGGAAGGAAGAUCUUACCGUACAUGCGAAAGCGACGGACACUCCUGUUAGAGCUAUGUUUAUUGCGGACACACACUUGUUAGGCUCCAGAGAGGGCCACUGGUUUGACAAAUUACGAAGAGAGUGGCAGAUGUACAGAGCAUUUCAAACUAUGAUGACACUGCACAGGCCGGAUAUAGUAUUCAUACUAGGCGACGUCUUCGAUGAGGGGCAAUGGUGCGGUGCUACGGAGUUCGAGUAUUACUUAAAAAGAUUCCAUUCUCUGUUUUACGUGCCUGAGGGCACGCACCUCUAUGUCGUCGCCGGAAAUCACGACAUGGGAUUUCAUUACGCAAUCACGCCGUAUCGCAGUCAACGCUUCAUUAACGGUUUGAAGAGUCCGAGCGUACGACGAGUAAGCGUAAGAGGCAAUCAUUUCGUGCUGAUUAACAGCAUGGCGUUGGAAGGUGACGGUUGUUUCCUGUGCCGGCCAACGGAGAUCGCGGUGAAUAAGUUAGCCAAGGAUCUGAAAUGUGCGAGGAAAAUGAGCAACGACUGCCGCAACGCAAGCGCGAUUUCUAGAUACAGCAGGCCCAUAUUGCUGCAACAUUAUCCAAUGUACCGGGAGUCCGACGAGAUCUGCAAUGAGCUGGAUCAGGCUCCGGACGAAUUAAGGGCCAUCAAGUUCCGAGAGCGAUGGGAGUGCCUGUCGAAAGAGGCGUCGGAACAACUUCUAGAUAUCCUGAAUCCGCGACUGAUAGCUGCCGGCCACACCCAUCACGGCUGCAGAAGGAUUCAUCGCGACGACGUGUUGGAAUUCACAGUCUCGUCCUUCAGUUGGCGUAACAAAGUCAAUCCUUCUCUCCUGCUGGCUAUCGACGAGAUGGAGCAGAGGGAUCUCCCACAGGCGUUCCGCCUGCUGGGAGAGAUGAACGCCAACGUCCUGCAGGUGAACCAGCUGGUGGACAACAUGCUGGUUCGCGUGAAGAACGGGGAAAUUUCCACGGACAAGGGCCUGAGCUUCUUGGAGAUGAAGUAUCACAUGUUACUCUCGUAUCUCAUUAAUCUGACCUACGUCGUGCUGAGAAAAUGUUCCGGCGAGCGUAUCGAGGGGGACCCGUCGAUCGACCGCCUGAUCGAGAUCAGGACUGUUCUAGAGAAAAUCCGACCAAUAGAUCACAAACUAAAGUACCAAAUAGAUAAGCUCGUCAAGACCGCCGUGACCGGCACCAUCAACAGCGACGAUCCCAGCAACUUCAAGGCGAAUCCCGAUGCACUGGUCGCCAAGCUGGACAGCGAGGACUCCGACAGCGAGCAGGAGGAGGAGAUGGACGGCUUCAAAUCAACGACGCAGCAAUCCAGGAAGUCCAACGUUUACGUGCCGCCGAAACUCGCUGCAGUGCACUAUGAUGGUGACGAGACAAUGGCGGAGAAAAUUCGCAAGGCCGGCGAGAGGGCUCGCAGGCGCGCCGUGUCGAACACUGUCCUGCGGGAAUUGAAGGAGGAGUACUUGGAUGCGCCUGUGGAGGACAGCCAGAGCAUGGGUGAGAAGCGCGCGAUCCUGGUGCGCGAGGACAAACGGAAGAUCGAGUACGAGGAGAACUACAUGACGCGUCUGCCCGUCACCAAGCAGGAGAAGCACAGGCGUCGUCAGAUGACGACUCUCGGCACACUCGGCGACGAGAUCACCACUUUCGGAGAGUCAUCCUCCAAGUCCGCCAAGAAGAGAAAGGUUCAGAGAAAGGGCAAAGCUAAAAAGAAAAAAACGGCAUCAUUAAGAAGUGACAUUGGGACUUUGGCGAGAUCCGGAGUUUCAUACAGCAUUUAACGAUUAAGGUAAAGAGCGAAAAGGGGAAAAAAAAAGAAAAAUGAAUUUACUCGACUUCUUCUUCGAAACAAAAGCAGAUGCCACUAAUACUCGUUACUAAGUUAAGCUAAAAAUAAAACGUCGUAACGUCUAGUAAUAAAAAGGAAAAAAAAAAAGAAAAAGACAACGUGUGUCGACGGUGGAGUAAAAAAAUAGCACGAUGGUAAUUUAUUACUGUAUAAGACAUACUAAUGGUCGUGUAAUUGAUAAUUCUAGUUAAUAAUGAUUUUAAUCUUUAACUGUUGUCCGAGAGAUCAAUUUUGAUCUGUGGAGUUUGGGGGGUACAUAAGAUCCAUCGGGAACGGUAAUACUUGAUGAAUGCGCGGUAAAAAGAAAAAAAGAAAAAAAAAACCCAAGAAACGUCAAGCAUACGACGGCACAUACGAGCUUAAUGGAAAUUAUGUGUCGCAAUAGCGUAUAUCGUAAAUAACGUUGGAUCGAGUGGCGCGGAUUUAACGGGCUCCAAGAUUGAAAAUUGCGAAUUACACGUAAAAGUUGAAAAGCAGAGAUAUUGUUCUGCUUUAUUUUGAAAUAUUCUCCGGCUAUAUAAGGAAACGAAAAGGGUACAUAGGAAGGAUUGCGGGAGGAGGAAAAAAAUCAGUAAACAUAGCAGGAGAGACGAUAUUGAAUUAAUUGUUAACGGAAGCGUAAAAAUCACAAGACAUUCAACAAACUGCACAAAAACCAAAAACAAAAGAAAAACGAGUCAGGAUACUCGAAAUUGAAGAAAAAAGAAAAGAAAAAGAAGAAAAAAUUUCAUUCUCCGGAAACUGCACGCACUCGGCGCAACUUUUAGGAAACAGGCAAAGAAAAAAAAUGAAGCAAAAACGAUGUUUCGUCGAUAUCGCAUGUCUUAGGAUUUUCUCGCUGUCUUAGUGUAGUGAAGUAGUUACUAGUUUUACUAUAUUAUAUGUAUGUUUCGUUUGUGUUUUUCCCCUGGUGAAACUGUUGAGGCUAUUAUGAACAUUUUGGAUGUGAGUCAUGUUUUUACGUUAAGUCUCAUUUCUCUUCUUUUUCCUUUUUUUAUUAUUACUACAAUGUGCUUGUGCAUUGUAUAUCUGUUGUCUUUGUGUUGAAUUUAAGUCGUUAAACUUAUAUUGAUGGUAAUAUAAGGAUAACACGAGCGUGUCAAAAUUCAAAAUUGUCGUCAUGUUCUCAGAUUUGAUUUCGAUUGACUGAUUGUUUAAUUUCUCAGACCCGAAGAAGGAGGGGGAGCUUGUCAUAUCACACGAUACGGAUAUACGGUCCGACGAACGAACGAACGGACGGACGGACGAACGAACGAACAAACGAACGAACGAAAGAAGACUUGAAGCGAAUAUCACUUCUGCAAAUUGAUAAAUAUUUGUACAAUCAAACUGCGCGCGGGAGGGAUGGAAUCGUUGUUGCCAGUCCCUCUUAAAUAGGUUGCAUUCUUUUAACGUUGUUAAACGCGGGCCCUCGCUUCGUGGCGGGACCCGAGUGUGAUGUUCCUUUUCGAAGUAGCUGAGAGAAAGCGGGGAGAAAGAGAAAGAGAGGCGUGAACGAGGGUGAUACGUUGUUCCACGCAAAGGACACGUACGUGUUUAGAUGUAUACGUUAGCCGCAUUGCUCAUUCCAUGCAGAAGUGAUCCCGCGAGAGAUCCCUUGCUAGAGGUAAACUCGACUUAAUUCGCUGCGUAUGCUGGCCAGGGGCUCAACCAUCUAUAGAUAUUAUAUUUUUUACAGAAGUGUUCAUAGAUUGAGCCGACUUGGCACGGCGCCGACGAUGUGCCACGCGCCUCCCCCUCCCUCCGACGAUCUUCGCGUGGACGAUUAAUUAAAAGAAGAGAAAAAAAAGAAAAAAUGUGAUAAUGAUUAUUCAUGAAGUAAUAGUUAAAGAGAAACUUAACAAAAUAGCACAAUCGCUGGGCAUUAUUUACAAAGUGCUAGCAAGCCUAAUGUCAGCAGCCUUGUCGUAUUUGGUAUUGAAAUGAAGUGUUGAAAACGCCGAAUUGCGGACGGAUUUGUCGCGGACGAGUUCUAUUAAGGAAAACAAAGAGAGAACAAAAAUAAAACGCUCUUCGCGUACAACUGCGCGCGGCACGACUGAGAUACUCGCGCGCGCGAGUGGAGUCGGGACUCGAUGGGGGGUCUCGAUGGGAAUUUGUCCGACGUUCGGCUUCCUCAUACUCCAUUGCAUAGACGAUAAUUUCGUGAAGCACGCCUACGGCCGGCGCGAGCCGCGAGCCCAAAGAGAGCCUCUCCGUCGUUUUUUAUACAGCUUCGCUGGAGGAUUUCGAUUACUGCCGUACGCGUCGAUGGAUCGGGCCGGUCCGUCGCGCGGUCCACUUGCAAUAGACGAAGCGUAGUACAUAAACUCUCUCUCCGAUGGCCUGUACCAUUUUACAACAUUUUCUAUUCACGAUGUAUCUGCGGUCCGACACGCAUACUGGUUUUUUACACACACGCGUACACAGCUUGCGCGGGCGGGGCGCUUGGGCUGGCGGUCGCAGCGCGGUAGACGUGCGAAGGAGUAUUCAUACGAUACACACAUAUCCACACAUGCAACAUAUAGCAGCAAGGUAAUAGGAUUACAUUGACUACACUACCUCAAAUCAAUAGAAAUAUGGAUUUACAGUAAUAGCAAUUCCGCGGCGGCCACGCUCGCUCUCUGUUGUUACCGUAACUUUGCCCGGAUCCCUACUCGAUUGUCGUUACGUUGUGCGCUGUCAACUACCGACUGGUUUUCCUUUACGCGUGUUCCGCACCGAGCUUCGUUGAGAGCCGACGUACGCAGAGUCUUGUUCGCCUUAAAUAUCAAUUCUAUCUGCCUAGUUGCCUGCCCGACCCUGGGAAACGGCUGAAAUUUUGUAACGGGAAUACCGCACGGGUAGAGGAUAGGUCCGGAGUACGAGUAUCGUUUCCUGAUUUGCGAGAGCCUUCUCACUCGCGUGAGUGGGAGUUCUCACAACCGGUGCUCGAGACUUUUGUUCGCUCCAAGUCGGUUUCAAGUUUUUAACAGAAGGGAGCAAAGUGGGAACCCGAAACUGGAAUUUAUUGAGGAAGAAGAUAAGAGUAGACGCACUUUAUAUCGUUGUUGUUUCUUGUGCAAUCGAAGACUCGACUGGGCCUCUACCUGUAUUUCCCAUGGUUGGCGGGAGAAAGGACCUACAAAUGUACAAAUGUAUUAUGGGAGGUGUCACGGGAACGCGGCCGCUGUGGACUUUUAAAAAGAAAAAAGAGAGUAGUCCUUCAAAUCCAACAACGCUGCCGAAUGCCGAACUGAAAAAAAAAAGAAAGAAAGAAAACGAAGUAUCAAGAAGUAUCUUUGCAGCAGAGAUGAUGAUAGGGAUGAUUUAUUGACUACAUUCAUAGUCUUUGAAGGUGUACGAUGUUUGAUUUGAUAUAUUGGUGAAAUCUUUCUGUAAUUUUAUGUACACUAUACAAAUGUGACAAUUCUCAACGUGUGAGCGAGCGAAUCUGCGAGAGAGGAGAGCAUGAGAAUAUGAGAAUGAGAGAGAGAGUGAGAGAGAAAGAAUUUACCUUGUACAUUUACAAACUGUGGUUAUUACGAAUGAAUUAUUAUGAUUAUUAUUAUUAUCAUCACGAAUUAUACUAUGAUUAUUAUUAUCAUCAUGUAGAAUGCUUCUUACUGACUGAAUAAAAUGUUUUCAAUGUCAUAAAA
Messenger RNA from Ooceraea biroi (clonal raider ant), 6109 nucleotides. Its product is annotated as neuroguidin. Gene Ontology annotation, cellular component: small-subunit processome; nucleolus. Gene Ontology annotation, biological process: GPI anchor biosynthetic process; maturation of SSU-rRNA from tricistronic rRNA transcript (SSU-rRNA, 5.8S rRNA, LSU-rRNA). Gene Ontology annotation, molecular function: hydrolase activity. The record is from RefSeq and is a predicted model, not a curated record. NCBI's taxonomy places the organism in Eukaryota, Metazoa, Arthropoda, Insecta, Hymenoptera, Formicidae.